CAGAAGAAGUGAACAUGUCAAUGGUCUUCUCUACAGCUGCAAACCUUUCUCCUCUCCAUCGAAAUGGGUUCCGUCCAAUUCGCUCCAAAUCAUGGGCGCAGCCCUGUGCUAUAAACUCUUUGCUAUCUGGUAAGUUUCCAACGGUGGGUGCGCGAUCCACGGGACCCAUUGCGCCCACUCACCUCAUUGAAGUGGCUAUAACUGCUGCUCAGACUGGCGCUCAGGUUGUGAUGGAAGCUGUUAAUAAGCCACGGAAUAUUGCAUAUAAGGGAUCAACUGACUUGGUGACUGAGACAGAUAAAAUGAGUGAAGCUGCAAUAUUAGAAGUGGUGAAAGAUAAUUUUGAAGAUCAUCUUGUUCUUGGGGAAGAAGGAGGAAUUAUAGGAGAGACAGCAUCUGAUUAUCUCUGGUGCAUUGAUCCUUUAGAUGGAACAACAAACUUUGCACAUGGCUAUCCCAGUUUUGCUGUUUCUGUUGGAGUUCUAUAUCAGGGGAAUCCAGCUGCAGCUGCAGUGGUUGAGUUUGUUGGAGGCCCUAUGUGUUGGGAUACUCGCCUCUUUUCUGCAACCGCUGGUGGGGGAGCAUUCUGCAAUGGCCAAAGGAUCCAAGUUAGUGCAACUAAUCAGGUGGAGCAAUCUCUUCUAGUGACAGGCUUUGGGUAUGAACAUGAUGAUGCAUGGGCUACUAACAUAGACUUAUUCAAAGAAUUUACUGAUGUCAGCAGGGGUGUAAGAAGGCUUGGUGCAGCUGCUGUGGACAUGUGUCAUGUAGCCUUAGGAAUUGUAGAAGCUUAUUGGGAAUAUCGUCUAAAGCCAUGGGAUAUGGCUGCGGGUGUUUUGAUGGUUGAAGAAGCUGGUGGCUCUGUUUCUCGGAUGGAUGGAGGAAAAUUUUGUGUUUUUGAUAGAUCUGUUUUGGUUUCAAAUGGUUUGCUCCAUGGAAAGCUUCUGGAGAGAAUUGGACCAGCAACAGAGAAAUUAAAAAGCAAGGGAAUUGAUUUCUCACUGUGGUAUAAACCAGAAAACUACAGGGCAGAUGUUUAAGAUGCAAGAAC
Molecule: messenger RNA, 1051 nt
Organism: Abrus precatorius (Indian licorice)
Lineage: Eukaryota; Viridiplantae; Streptophyta; Magnoliopsida; Fabales; Fabaceae
Product: phosphatase IMPL1, chloroplastic
Exons: 10
Coding region: 15-1040 (341 amino acids)
Biological process (GO): inositol metabolic process; signal transduction; phosphatidylinositol phosphate biosynthetic process
Molecular function (GO): inositol monophosphate 1-phosphatase activity
Source: RefSeq, a predicted model, not a curated record